UGUUAGGGUGUAUUCAUUACGUUUUGUAACCGUUUAAGAACCAAUCGGAACCGCAAACAGGCAUAAUGAAUACACCCCUGUGUGCACUUCAACUCUACGCUAAAUUAGCUAACGAUUAAGAAUCCCGUCAGGCACAAAAACGAUUAUCUAGCAAACUUCUAGCUAAAAUUAGUUUAGUAACCUUUUGGUAAAAAGUUGCUGGCAAGUUUGAUCACUUCACGUUAGCUACUAACGUUAGUGAAGUUAGAAACAUGAUGCCUAGUACUACAAGGAAGCACAGUCGCCCAGCUGAAAGGCCUGUCAAGGAUGGAGGAUCUCCCCUGAAAAGAAAGUCACCCCGGCUGCACCAGUCUCCACUAAAGAAGAUGUCAGCCAGACACCAGGAGAAGGAGAACUGCCCAUCCCCUCAGAGAUCACCAGCUCCAUCUCCCCUAAAGAUUGCUCAGAAGAGAGCCUCUCCAUUCCAGCCUGCUGUGGUUACAGGGUCCUUCUAUGGUAAACGCAAACCUUUGUACCUGACACCCCUGGAGAGGAAGAUGCUGAAUGAGACCAAAUCACUGCCAAGGCUGACCACUGUGGAUCCGUAUGUAAUACUGACGGAUGCUGAGAAAAAGAGGAUGAUUAACAGUAACAAGGUCAAGAAAGUGGCCGCUGUACACCGUGUGAAGACUGGCUUAAAGGGAAGCUGCAACUUCAAAUCAAGCUUGAUCAAUUCCUCAAAGCCUAAAGCACCCACCAGCACAAAGCAAGUGGAGCCGAAAAAAGGCAUCCCCUUGACCUUCUGUGGUUUAAAGUCUAAGCCCAAGCCUAAGAUCUUCGUUGGGGCUGCCUUUUUCAGCACAGGAAAAAAGACAGCCUCCAUUGUCAAAAAGUCUGCCCCGAAAUCUACCAAGCCAGCUUUGAGUUUUGAGAAAACAAAUGCUCUGGUUCAUUUGUCAGAGGGAAAACAAGAAAAAAAACAAAAAGCCCCAUCUCCAAAGCGAUGUGCUGUUGUAGUGAAGAAACUGCAGGAGGGGCUGCAGUCUCCACCCAGUGUCCAGGAUUUGCUAAAGAGUCCAGAGUCACCUGAGGCCCUGUCACCCAGAGCUAUAGCAGAGAAAUAUGGCAUGACCAAGGAUGUCAGCAUUGUGUUAAACAUAUCUUUGUCUCCCACAUGUUCAGGAUCCCCAGAAAUAAACACUCAGGAGGACUUUAUCACGGAUGCAGGCUCUCAUGCAGUGUUUGAUCUCAGUGAUAUUAGCCCAUUAACCUGUAUCAGCAGUCCAGUCAAAGACUCCUUAGCUGAUUCUGUAGAAUCCUCAGCUGUGUGUACAAUCUUUGGAUCUGAAUCAAAGAGGCCCCAGAGGAAAGCAGCUCAGGCAUCUCCAAUGAAUUGCAGCACCCCCUCUUUCCUUGGUCACCCCAUUCCCUCUGCUGCUAAAGAGAGGAGAGCCAGGAAGAAGAGAGAUAUGAAUAAACAGGCUGAGGCUGAUGAUCAACUCAUCAUUGAUGCAGGCCAGAAGCAGUUUGGUGCCACCACGUGUGGGUCAUGUGGCAUGAUCUACAGUGCAGACAGCCUGGAAGACAACUUCCAGCACACACAGUUCCAUAAGCGUUUUCUGGACAGUAUUAAGUUUGUGGGUUGGAAGAAAGAGAGGGUGGUAGCAGAUUUCUGGGAUGGAAAAAUCAUUCUGGUUCUACCAGAUGAUCCAAAAUACGCUGUCAGAAAGGCAGAAGAUGUGAGGCAACUUGCUGACAACGAGUUGGGCUUCCAACAAGUGUCCCUCAGCUGCCCCAGCCAGACUAAAACCUAUCUGUUUGUGAACAGUGACAGGAUGGUCGUCGGCUGCCUCAUUGCAGAGCACAUACGACAGGGCUUCAGAGUGCUGGAGCAGCCAGAGCAGACUAAGGACAUGACCAAGGAGGAUUUCAUGGAGCACCACAGGGUCUGGUGCUGCUCUAUCACCCCAGAGAAGGCCAUCUGUGGGGUCAGCCGUAUCUGGGUGUUCAGCCUGGCCCGUAGGAAGGGCAUCGCCACAAGGAUGCUCGACACCGUCCGAAACUCCUUUAUGUAUGGGGGCCACCUGACCAAGGAGGAAAUCGCCUUCUCUGACCCUACCCCAGAAGGCAAACUGUUCGCCACAAAGUACUGCGAGACGCCUACGUUUAUGGUCUACAAUUUCAUUGGUUAAGGCUGAAAUUACAUUUGACAUAUUUUGGUCCUUUAAUGAGUAUGUGUUAAACGUAGGAAAAUAUACAUUUACAUUAUCACACUACCGUCACCACUUUUAAAUGGGACAUACAUCCAUUUCUAAUCACACAUUUUAAAGCCCAUUUCAUAUAGAAUGCUAAACUGGACAAUGUGUAGUAACUUACUUUGAAGAGAUGGUGAUUGAUCUCUUCUACAUCUUGUACAUAGUUUGAAUAAAAUCUUUACCUCUUAUCACA
This is a messenger RNA of Oncorhynchus kisutch (coho salmon), 2427 nucleotides long. Its product is annotated as N-acetyltransferase ESCO2. Gene Ontology annotation, biological process: mitotic sister chromatid cohesion. The transcript has 11 exons. Gene Ontology annotation, cellular component: nucleus; chromatin. NCBI's taxonomy places the organism in Eukaryota, Metazoa, Chordata, Actinopteri, Salmoniformes, Salmonidae. The coding region runs from base 252 to 2171 and encodes 639 amino acids. The record is from RefSeq and is a predicted model, not a curated record. Gene Ontology annotation, molecular function: protein-lysine-acetyltransferase activity.